This is a messenger RNA of Humulus lupulus (European hop), 1341 nucleotides long. RefSeq names its product shikimate O-hydroxycinnamoyltransferase-like. Gene Ontology annotation, molecular function: acyltransferase activity, transferring groups other than amino-acyl groups. The transcript is spliced from 2 exons. Lineage: Eukaryota; Viridiplantae; Streptophyta; Magnoliopsida; Rosales; Cannabaceae. Bases 1 to 1341 code for a protein of 446 amino acids. The record is from RefSeq and is a predicted model, not a curated record.
AUGGAUAUGGUGAUCAACAUCAAGGAGAGGACAAUGGUGAAGCCAGCAAAAGAGACACCAAGAGAUCCAAUUUGGUUGUCAAACUUGGAUCUAAUGACCACAAGUGUACAUAUCACCAAUAUAUACUUGUAUAGAAACAAUGGAGCUGCCAACUUCUUUGACACUGAGCUUCUCAAACAUGCCUUGGCCAAGGUGUUGGUGCCCUUCUAUCCCUUGGCGGGCCGGCUAAGGUAUGACAAUGACGGCCGCCUCGAGAUCAACUGCAAUUCGGAGGGUGUCCUUUUCAUGGUGGCCGAGACAAACUCCGUUAUGGAUGACUUGGGUGAAUGUGCGCCCACUGUUGAGCUUCUAAAGCUCACUCCAUUUAUUGACCGUUCUGCUGGAAUUUCUUCAUUUCCUCUCUUGGCUGCUCUGAUUACUCGGUUCAAAUGUGGAGCAGUAUGCGUUGGUUUCAGUAACCAACACCGUUUAGCAGAUGGCACAGCAGCUAUGUACUUCGUCAACGCAUGGUCCGAAGUGAGUCGUGGUCUUGAGCUAUCACAAGCACCAAUCCUCGACCGGGCAUUGCUUCGUGCUAGACACCCUCCUCAAUCAAAUUUCGAUCACAUAGAGUACAAACAAGCACCACCACCACCACCAACCCUCUCCAAACCUACUCAACAAGAACAACAACACAACCCAAUCGUAAGAGUUUUCAAAUUGACUAGGGACCAAAUCAAGGUCAUCAAGGCCAAGUCUCAACAAAGUGGGACCAAUAAUUAUAGCACAUUUGAGAUUCUAUCAACUCAUAUUUGGAAAUGUGCAAGCAAGGCAAGGUCACUUCCUAGUGACCAAGUAACAAAAUUGUUCACUCUAAUUAAUGGAAGGGACAAAUUAGACCCUCCACUCCCACCUCAUUUAUUUGCCAAUGUUUUAUAUGCAACUUCAACAGUUGUCACCGUAGCUGAUCUUGUUGAUAACCCAACAAGCUAUGGUGCUAGCAAGAUUCGCCAAACUUUGGUGCAAAUGGACAACAAUUACUUGAGAUCAGCUAUUGAUUACCUAGAGCUUAGGCCCAAUCUCAUUAAUGGGCCUGGUCGUGGGGCUGAAGUUUUCAAAAGCCCAAAUUUUGGAAUUGUUUGUUGGAUUGGGCUGCCAAUGUAUGGUUCUGAUUUUGGAUGGGGUCGGCCCUUUUAUGUCAGCCCUGUUGGGCUUCGUUUAGAGGGAAAAGCCUACAUUUUACCUCCAGGCCCAGUUUAUAAUGGUAACUUGUUUGUUGCCAUUGCUUUGCAGUCUGAGCACAUGAAAGUGUUUGAGAAGUUGUUGUAUGAUGAUGUACGUGUUGGGAAAUCUGCUCUUUAA